AUGCCGCUCGACACCUCGACAUACUCCAUGGCGCUGCUGCGCGUUGAUGGCCGCCGAUGGAACGAGCUGCGACGGCUGCACGCCCAGAUCCGGACCCAAGAAGCUGCCGAUGGCUCCAGCUACCUCGAGAUGGGACACACUAAAGUCAUGUGCGUCGUGACGGGACCGACCGAACCCCAGCGCCGCGGUGGUGCGGGCGGUCAGACCAAGGAGGCCGCCGUCACUGUCAACCUCGUCGUCGCCGGCUUCAGUUCCGUCGACCGCAGGAAGCGGGGCCGUAACGAUAAACGAACCCAGGAGCUCGAGGCUACCAUUGCCAAAGCCGUCUCAGCAAACCUCCACACCCACCUCUUUCCCCACAGCAGCAUAUCCAUCUCCCUACACGUGCUGUCGCAGGAUGGGUCUCUGCUAGCGGCUCUGCUUAAUGCUUCGACGCUUGCCCUCAUCGACGCGGGUAUCCCUAUGACUGACUACAUUGCCGCGUGCACGGCAGGCUCAACAUCGACAUACGCUGCUGCUGACGAUGGCGCAGAUCCCUUGCUUGAUCUCAAUACGCAGGAGGAGCAGGAGCUACCAUACAUGACAGUGGGAACCCUGGGAUUGACGGACCGCGUUGCUGUGUUGGUGUGUGAGAGUCGUGUUCAGGUCAGCCGUUUGGAGGGCAUGCUUGCGGUUGGUGUGGAUGGAUGCAAACAGGUGCGGCAGUUUAUGGACCGCGUUGUCAAAGAAAAGGGCCGUCAGAUGGUCCAGGAGGGUGCAGUGGAGAGAGGUACUGGUUUGGACUUGGACAUGGAAUCAUGA
Colletotrichum graminicola M1.001 is the source of this 801-nucleotide messenger RNA. Its product is annotated as 3' exoribonuclease family protein. The transcript is spliced from 2 exons. Gene Ontology annotation, cellular component: nucleolus; cytoplasmic exosome (RNase complex); nuclear exosome (RNase complex). The coding region runs from base 1 to 801 and encodes 266 amino acids. The record is from RefSeq and is a predicted model, not a curated record. Gene Ontology annotation, biological process: U4 snRNA 3'-end processing; rRNA catabolic process; nuclear mRNA surveillance. Lineage: Eukaryota; Fungi; Ascomycota; Sordariomycetes; Glomerellales; Glomerellaceae.